This is a messenger RNA of Porites evermanni, 804 nucleotides long. The record is from the annotation of a GenBank genome assembly. Lineage: Eukaryota; Metazoa; Cnidaria; Anthozoa; Scleractinia; Poritidae.
AUGAUUGAAGAACUAGUAGCUCAUCUCCUGACGGUAUUUACGGAUAUAGUGGCUGGCCUACACAGAUCAGCAGUGCAUACACCAUCAAUAUUAGAUUAUGGAAAGUACUUCUUGAUCUUUUUUGUUCCCCCUUUUACUGCAGUGAUUGCAUAUGACCAUUACUUUCCCAUAUUUGAAGGAGUGAACUUGUAUUUAGUACUUGUUGUUGCAACCCCAAUCACAGUUAUCACUCCAGUAUUAGUAUUUGCAGUGUUUCGCUACUUUGGUGGGCAGUGGUUGGUCAAUUGGUACCUUAGAAAGACAUCAAGAUACCUGAAUUUCUGUAGAUUGCCGUCUGACUACACCAAAUCACUGCUACCAAGUGAUACAGUCAAAUGGCAUUAUCAACUUGUUGGAAGUGCAGCAGAUCAUGGUUUUGGAUUUUUUCCUUUACCAAGCACAAAUUUUGGGAUAUUUCCUUGGUCAAAUACUUCCCUUGUUCAAGAUGUGGAUAUCAAUGUAUUUUACAAGCCACUACUCAUAAGCUUAGAUAAUAUUAUUCCUACAUCUCCAGGAUAUUGUAACAUCAUAAUGAAAGAAUCAACAUAUGAUGCAUUUCUGCAAGACUGUAUCGUCAAAUCUGGAUCUCAAGCUUUACUUUCUGGACGAUUGAUUUCAGAAAAGAUAGGAAAAGAAUUUGUAGGAAGGGACAUCGAGUACAACUACCCUGCCAUAACAUUCAAAUCAAUGUUGGAUGGCCCUCGAGGCAAGUUCAGAUUUGACAGUGACGUUGUCUUUGGAGUCAAGAUUUUGACAAUGAAGUAA